Molecule: messenger RNA, 2089 nt
Organism: Fulmarus glacialis (Northern fulmar)
Lineage: Eukaryota; Metazoa; Chordata; Aves; Procellariiformes; Procellariidae
Gene: LRP1
Product: low density lipoprotein receptor-related protein 1
Molecular function (GO): calcium ion binding; protein binding
Source: RefSeq, a predicted model, not a curated record
UGUAGAUGCCGUCCCGGGUUCCGGCUGAAGGAUGACGGGAAGACGUGCAUUGACAUCGAUGAGUGCUCCACCACCUACCCCUGCAGCCAGAAGUGCAUCAACACCCUGGGUAGCUACAAGUGCCUGUGCAUAGAGGGCUACAAGCUCAAACCUGACAACCCCACCAGCUGUAAAGCUGUCACAGAUGAAGAGCCCUUCCUCAUCUUUGCCAACCGAUACUACCUGAGGAAGCUCAACCUGGAUGGCUCCAACUACACGCUGCUCAAGCAGGGGCUUAACAACGCGGUGGCUCUGGAUUUCGACUAUCGGGAGCAGAUGAUCUACUGGACAGAUGUCACCACGCAGGGCAGCAUGAUCCGCCGCAUGCACAUCAACGGGAGCAACGUUCAGGUUCUUCACCGCACUGGCCUCAGCAACCCUGACGGGCUGGCUGUGGACUGGGUGGGAGGCAACCUGUACUGGUGCGACAAAGGUCGGGACACCAUUGAGGUGUCGAAGCUCAAUGGUGCCUACCGCACUGUGCUGGUGAACUCAGGCCUGCGGGAGCCCCGGGCGCUGGUUGUGGAUGUGCAGAAUGGUUACCUAUACUGGACAGACUGGGGGGACCACUCCCUGAUCGGGAAGAUUGGCAUGGAUGGCACCAACCGCAGCGUCAUCGUGGACACCAAGAUAACUUGGCCCAAUGGCCUCACCCUCGACUACAUCAACAUGCUGAGCCAGGACAUCCCACACAUCUUCGCGCUCACCCUCUUUGAGGAUUUCAUUUACUGGACCGACUGGGAGACCAAAUCCAUCAACCGGGCCCACAAGACUACGGGAGCCAACAAGACCCUGCUGAUCAGCACGCUGCACCGCCCCAUGGACAUCCCCAUCUACCCCCCCUACCGCCAGCCUGACGUUCCCAACCAUCCCUGUAAGACCAACAAUGCCGGGUGCAGCACCCUCUGCCUCCUCUCGCCGGGCGGGGGGCACAAGUGUGCUUGUCCCACCAACUUCUACUUGGGCAGCGAUGGCAAAACCUGCGUCUCCAACUGCACGGCCAGCCAGUUUGUCUGCAAGAAUGACAAGUGCAUCCCUUUCUGGUGGAAAUGCGACACCGAGGACGACUGCGGGGACCGUUCGGAUGAGCCGGAGGACUGCCCUGAAUUCAAAUGCAGGCCAGGGCAGUUCCAGUGCUCCACUGGGAUCUGCACCAACCCAGCCUUCAUCUGUGAUGGAGACAACGACUGCCAGGACAACUCCGAUGAAGCCAACUGUGAUAUCCACGUCUGUCUGCCCAGCCAGUUCAAAUGCACCAACACCAACCGCUGCAUCCCUGGCAUUUUCCGCUGCAACGGUCAGGACAACUGCGGUGAUGGCGAGGAUGAGAAGGACUGCCCGGAGGUGACUUGUGCCCCCAACCAGUUCCAGUGCGCGAUCACCAAGCGCUGCAUCCCCCGCGUCUGGGUGUGCGACCGGGACAACGACUGUGUGGAUGGCUCAGAUGAACCUGCGAACUGCACACAAAUGACAUGUGGUGUGGACGAGUUCCGGUGCAAGGACUCGGGCAGAUGCAUCCCAGCGCGCUGGAAGUGUGACGGGGAGGACGACUGCGGGGAUGGGUCCGAUGAGCCCAAGGAGGAAUGCGACGAACGCACCUGUGAGCCCUACCAGUUCCGCUGCAAGACCAACCGUGAGCAGUGUGACUACGACAACGACUGCGGGGACAACUCGGAUGAGGAGAGCUGCACGCCCCGACCCUGCUCGGAGAGCGAGUUCUCGUGUGCCAACGGCCGCUGCAUCGCCGGCAGGUGGAAGUGCGAUGGGGACCAUGACUGUGCGGAUGGCUCUGACGAGAAAGACUGCACGCCGCGCUGCGAGUUCGACCAGUUCCAGUGCAAGAACGGGCACUGCAUCCCCAUGCGCUGGCGCUGUGAUGCCGAUGCGGACUGCAUGGACGGCACCGAUGAGGAGAACUGCGGCACUGGGGUUCGCACGUGCCCCCUGGACGAGUUCCAGUGCAACAACACGCUGUGCAAGCCCCUGGCCUGGAAGUGCGAUGGGGAGGAUGACUGCGGGGAUAACUCGGAUGAAAACCCCGAGGAGUGCU